AUGUCCUCAAUGCGAGGUAAAUCACGAGUUAGUUUUGGAUAUAAACAAGUCAAUCGUCGAGGAAAUAGUUUAAAAUCAACACCAAAAGAAUUUCUUAAUUAUCCCGAUGAACAGUAUAUUGAUUUUAGUCAACAAAUAAAUAAGAAGCGCUUGCGAGACAGAUCAUAUAGUCCGAAACCAAAUAAACAAAAAAAAUUCAAACAAGAUAAUAACUAUAAUAAUAAUCAUAAUAGUUGUUCGUCUUCAAAUGAUUUUCAAAAGUUAAACAAUGAACUUUUAAAUCAUUAUGCAACAGCAAAACAACUCGAAUCUACAUUUACUAUGAAAUGGAAACUUUGCGAAGAUAUUUUUUCAAUGUUCGUUGGAAUUGUUCCACAUUUGGGAGUUUACUUAGUUGGAUCAAGUGCAAAUGGAUUUGCUACGGAAGAUACCGAUGCCGAUAUAUGUAUUGUGAUUUCUUCGUAUCCUAUUGAUCAAAAACGUGAAGCAGUCAAAUUUCUUGAAAUGGUACGACGAGCUUUACGAAAAAAAAUUUUUGCUGGUGGUUGUGAUUUAAUACGCGCUCGUGUACCUAUUCUUCGAUUUACUGAUUAUGCAACCCGAUUAAAAUGUGAUGUUAACAUUAAUAAUGUCACCGGCAUUCGAAAUACAGAUUUAUUACGGUUUUACUCUGAAACAGAUUCAAGAGUGGCACCACUCGUCUUAACACUCAAAAGUUGGGCAAAAUUCCACAACAUUAAUGAUGCCAGCCAGAAAACAUUAUCAAGUUAUUCGAUUACAUUAAUGUGCCUUUUUUAUUUACAAGCUAUUGCACAACCACCAGUUGUACCAGUUUGGCAAGCACUCUUACCGGAUCGUUUUGAUGUGAAUAUUCCUGUGUCACAAUUGAAACGGAACGAUGAACCAAACUUAAUAUGGAGAUCAGAAAACCAACAAACAGUUGCCGAACUAUUUAUAGGUUUUUUGAGAUACUAUGCGAAAAAUUUCCGAUUUGAAAAACAUGCAAUUAGUAUUCGAACUGGUCGUUUAAUAGAUAAAAAUGACUUCUUAGAUCACGAUGUAACAAAUUAUGGAGAUGCUCUAUUAGCUAUUGAAGAACCAUUUGAUUUAUCUAAUACAGCUCGGUCUGUUUAUGAUGACGAUGAAUUUGAACGUAUAGUUCGUGUAUUUCGUCGAAGCUAUUAUACUAUUGAUAAAACGAAUUCAUUUUCUUCAAUCCUAAUGGAACAAUUUGAAUAA
Molecule: messenger RNA, 1239 nt
Organism: Rotaria socialis
Lineage: Eukaryota; Metazoa; Rotifera; Eurotatoria; Philodinida; Philodinidae
Source: the annotation of a GenBank genome assembly